Molecule: messenger RNA, 1053 nt
Organism: Mangifera indica (mango)
Lineage: Eukaryota; Viridiplantae; Streptophyta; Magnoliopsida; Sapindales; Anacardiaceae
Product: WAT1-related protein At5g13670-like
Exons: 6
Coding region: 1-1053 (350 amino acids)
Cellular component (GO): plasma membrane
Molecular function (GO): transmembrane transporter activity
Source: RefSeq, a predicted model, not a curated record
AUGAAUUUUUUCAAGAAAUCACUGCCAUACUUGGCAAUGAUUUUUCUGCAAUUUAACCUGGCAUCCUUGGCGAUCAUUGUAAAGCAUGCUCUGGACAAUGGUCUGAGCCCACGUGUUCUGGUGGCACUCCGGAUGAUAGUUGCUGCCACUUUCAUUUCUCCUUUUGCCAUUGUCAUAGAAAGUCCUGUGUUUGGCCAAAAUUUGUACUAUACUGGGAUGAAAAACACUACUGCAACAUUUACUGUUGCCAUGAACAAUAUUCUUCCUGCCAUGGCAGUUAUAAUGGCUUGGAUUUUUAGGCUUGAGAUUGUUAAACUUAGGAAGCUGCAUAGCCAGGCAAAGAUACUGGGAACCCUUGUGGCAGUCGGGGGAGCAAUGAUAACGACAUUUGUAAAAGGAACUCUCCUGGACUUGCCAUGGACGAAUGGAAGAACCAUAAUUUUUAUGAAAUAUGCAAUUGAUGUACAACAUACAGAUCUAAUGAAGGGUGCUGUACUGAUCGUAGUUGGUUUGUUUUGCUGGUCUUGUUUCAUCAUUUUGCAAGCACAUAUAUUAAGAUCCUACCCAUCAGUGCUCAGUUUGGCGGCUUUGGUAUGCAUAUUAAGCUCCAUGGAAGGCAUCAUACUAGCCUUCCUAGUUGAACGAGGAAACACAAAAAUCUGGUCCAUAUUCAAUCCAGAUGCCAAACUUUUAGCUGUAAUUUUUGGUGGAAUGGUGUCUUGCUCAAACUAUCUCAUAAUGGGCUGGUUAACGAAGAAAGGAGGACCAGUUUUUGUAACUUCUUUUAAUCCUCUGGGGUUGGUUCUCGUCGCAAUUUUCAGCUCAUUUUUUCUAGCUGAGAGACUCUUCCUAGGAAGGGUUCUUGGAGCAGUUGUGAUUAUCAUUGGACUGUACAUGGUGUUAUGGGGUAAAAGCAAAGACCAACGUCGUUCAAAUUCACAAAACAUUCAAUACGAUGAUGCCGCCGCCGCCGCUCCACAAAAUCAUCGACAAACGGCUGUAAUCAAUGGUGAUAUAGAGACUCCAAGCCAGUCCAAUGUGAUUGUUAAUUAG